Molecule: messenger RNA, 1202 nt
Organism: Physella acuta
Lineage: Eukaryota; Metazoa; Mollusca; Gastropoda; Physidae
Product: iron-sulfur cluster assembly 1 homolog, mitochondrial
Biological process (GO): iron-sulfur cluster assembly
Cellular component (GO): cytoplasm; mitochondrion
Molecular function (GO): 2 iron, 2 sulfur cluster binding
Source: RefSeq, a predicted model, not a curated record
AAAAAAUACAUUCAAAUUUGCUGGAGACUAGUCUAUGGAUAGAUAACUCUCGUAACAUUGAUCAGUAAACAACAAAAUGGCUAGCAGGGCAAUAGGACGAGCAACGGUCAGAGCUGUUACAUCAAAACGUCUAACACCACAGAAAGCACCCCUCGUUCUGACCCAAAAUGCAGUGACUAAAAUCAAACAGCUGAUGGCUGAAAGACCAGAAAUGACAGGAAUUAUGAUUGGAGUGAAAACAAGAGGAUGUAAUGGUCUCACUUACACAUUAGAUUAUACAGAUAAAAAGGGAAAAUUUGAUGAGGAAGUUGUCCAAGAUGGUGUGAAGGUUUUUAUUGAUGCCAAAGCACAGCUAACACUGUUAGGGACAGAAAUGGAUUACCAAGAAGACAAAUUAACAGCAGAAUUUGUAUUCAACAAUCCCAACAUUAAAGGAACAUGUGGUUGUGGAGAAAGCUUUAAUGUAUAACGUUAGGCUUUUAAGUUUAUUUCUUUUUGUACAAAAAUGUAAAUAACUGAUAGUAUAUUCUAGAAGCUAACUCUUAGAUACAUAUUGUUUAAGAAUAUUAGCCUUUGUAAAUACAAUCUUUUUCUUUUGAGUGAUUAAGUUUAAGAUAUUAACAUUCAGGUUUUGAAUAGAAUUUUCAAUGUAUCUAAGUGAUGCUUGCAAGGCUGUUAUUGUCUUUCUGUGCCAGUAUAGUUGAUAAAUGACUCAAAAUGUCAUGUUAGUAAAACAGUAUUUAUUGUGCUUGUUAAGUGGUUGCAUAAAUUGUCUUGUUAGUAAAACAGUAUUUAUUGUGCUUGUUAAGUGGUUGCAUAAAUUGUCUUGUGAUGAGCUGGUAUCGGUACAAGUAAUUAUAAAUGAUAAAAAGAAAGUUAUCAUUUCCUUAAAGUUUAUCCUAACGUUUAGUUUGUGAAGGAGAUAGCACAAUUUUGCAUACAACUAGCUGUAUGAAAUUUAACAUAGAAGUAGAGGAUUUCUUGAUGUGAACUAAUAAAUACAUGAUAACAUUAAUUCAGGUUGAACGUUAAAAGCUGUUUGUGUUUCCUAAAUUAAGGCAUUUGUUACCUUUUGAUGGCUACUUAUUACUUUUAGACAACUCAUAGUUAAAUAUUUAUAUAGAAAAAAAGUAUUGUAAAGAAGCUUCAUGAUCUUGUACAAUAAAAACACACACAAAGAAUAAAUCUUUACCUAAAAUUGU